UGAAUACCUUGACAAGGUAGUUCUUCCACCUUGCAUUGACGGACCGACGUGGAAAACAAAGAGACAACGACAACAACUACAUAAGAGAAUUUGUGUAAAUUCUCUUUCCCCUCGUUUUUCUUCUUGAAUGCAACAUAACCCAAAAUGUCGACCUCAAGAGAAGGUCCAAACCCGUUAAGACCAUAUUAUGUUCCACCUUCUAUCGGAAUACCUCAAGAAGCACCCAUAACGUCUUCAGGAACUCAUGGUGUGGGAUUAAAGAAUGGAAGUGCGGCUUCUUAUGCAUCUUCAGCUCGAGACAUAUUCUCAGAUAUUGACUACAGUGACUAUCUAUCGGAUACCUCACCACCUACCAUCGAAUCACUUCAGAAGUUCGUUAAUGAGACUUUUACCAACUAUGCGGGGAUAUUGUGUGGACAGCCCUUCGAAGUUGCAAAAACAAUUUUGCAGGUGAAGAGUCAGGAUAUUGACGAAGGGACAACACCAGCAGCUGCAGUGGAGAAGAUAAAACGACGACCAUCAGAGUACAAUGAGAACUACCCCUCCGACGACUCUGAUGCGGACGAGACAGCUUACUUUACAUCGGCGGCACCCCAUACAAAAUCAUCAUCCCCAUCGAGGCGUCGGUAUAGCAGUGAAGGAUCAGGGUGGGAGGACAAAUCUAUUCCUAAAAUAACACCACCAAAGCCAAAGCCUGCACAUCAAUUAAACCUUAGGAGAUCAGAUUCUAUAAUGGAAGUGAUAGCACAGGAAUGGUCAAAGGAGGGAGCUUGGGGUGUAUGGAAGGGAUCCAAUGCAACUUUCAUCUACGGUUUUCUACUGAAGACGAUGGAAAGUUGGUCAAGCAGCAUGAUAUCGGCGGCGCUGAACAUUCCGGAUCCAGGUUUGGCAACACUAGCAGCGCAAGUUGAUGUUACUGGUUCUCCUAGCCCAUGGACAUCAUUAAGUGUAGCAAUAGCGGCAGCUGCUACCGCAGGUCUUAUUCUCGCUCCUCUUGAUCUUGUGAGGACUAAGCUGAUCCUCACCCCAACUUCAGAUCCUAGAAGAUCUCUCACUCAUAACCUCAAUACCCUACCCUCAUAUAUAUGUCCUCCAUUACUUCUCAUUCCUACUAUUCUCCACUCCAUAAUCAAGCCCACUAUAUCACACUGCACCCCGCUACUUCUUCGAACUCGUCUCUCCAUCGAUCCUAUUCUCACCCCCACAAGCUACACAACAUUCACCUUCCUUGCUCAAACAUUGGAAAUCUUCCUUCGUCUACCAGUCGAAACAGUUUUACGUCGUGGACAAGCUGCGGUACUCGCCUCAACUCAAUAUAACGAAUCUCAAGACCUUAAAACAAUUGUCGAUAUUGGUCCAUACAAUGGAGUGGUAGGUACAAUGUGGUCUAUUGCCCGGGAAGAAGGAGAGUCAUCUAGUCCCGAGCCUGUCGCAAGUGUAGGCGCGGUGACACCAUUGAGGAAAAUUAAGAAAGUUCAGAAGAAGGGACAAGGGAUUGAAGGACUCUGGAGAGGAUGGAGAGUUGGUGUAUGGGGAUUAGUAGGAAUGUAUGGAAGUAAAGCUAUGAGUGGUGUUGGAAGUACCGAAGGAGAAUUUUAAGGGAAUCACAAUACCUACUUGUUGUCUAUGACAAUCAUGUUUCGAGCUACUUGAAAAUUUCGUGGACAUGAUGGGAUGGGAUGGCGUUGAUUUGUAGCCAUUUGUUUGGCUUGGGAACGAUGGAAUAGCUCUACUUACUUAUAUAAGGCGCAAAGGAAACUGGCGUUAGGAUAACGAAGAUAUGUGAAAUGACCAAAGCAUACUCACCUCUA
This is a messenger RNA of Botrytis byssoidea, 1811 nucleotides long. RefSeq lists its product as uncharacterized. NCBI's taxonomy places the organism in Eukaryota, Fungi, Ascomycota, Leotiomycetes, Helotiales, Sclerotiniaceae. The transcript is spliced from 3 exons. The record is from RefSeq and is a predicted model, not a curated record. Bases 145 to 1599 code for a protein of 484 amino acids.